This is a messenger RNA of Symbiodinium natans, 663 nucleotides long. The record is from the annotation of a GenBank genome assembly. NCBI's taxonomy places the organism in Eukaryota, Dinophyceae, Suessiales, Symbiodiniaceae.
AUGUCGAUAAAGGAUCUUCUGUGGGUGUGUGAUCAAGCCUUCACGAAGAACGCUCGCACCCUGUGCGCCGAGCUGUGCAGCACGGUGCGCAGGGAGUUCGAGCUGGAGCGGGCGCAGAUCAAGCACGAUGUGGUGCAGCCUGUGGCUGCACUUACGGCGGCCUUGGACCGCUUGCCGUCCAGGUUGGACGACCCUCUCAAGCGCAUCAUCAAGGCGGAGGUCGUUCCAUACUUGGAGUCCUAUGGCGCCACGGCGAACCGCCUGGAGGGCGACCUCUCUUCCCGGUUCACGUCCGUGGAGUCCAAGCUGGAGGAGGUCGAGAGUCAGCAGAGGCGAGCCUGUAAGAUCAGCGAUAAGCUGACAGCGGACGAGUCGGCCCACACACAGGACAUCCUGUCGCAGCUGCGCAGCCUCCAUUCGCAAGUCAUGGACGGUGCUGGUAGCACCGCCAACGACCUGCAGCAGGUCUUGCAGGCCGGCCAUGACCUUCAGAGCGUGCUGGAGCAGAAGGUGGACGCUCUGCUCUGGAAGCACACAAAGCAGCAGCCGGUUCUCGUCGACUUCAGCUUGCUGGCUGUGGGUUUGGAAGCAACCAUCCGCAAGCUGGCAGAUGCCCAUGUGCUAUCCAUGUGCUACACGAUGCCCUUUGAGACGCGGAGCUGA